UUAUGUCAUCCUUCCGCGCCGGUUUGCCCCGCGACGCGCCGGCGGCUGGCGCAGCCCUUCGCUCGCCCGGCCUCCCCCUCCCUGGUUCCGCGCUCGGGUUCCGCCAUGGAAUCCAACAAGGAUGAAGCCGAGCGCUGUAUCAGCAUCGCCCUCAAGGCCAUCCAAAGCAAGCAGCCCGAGCGGGCGCUGCGCUUCCUGGAGAAGGCGCAGCGGCUCUACCCGACGCCACGAGUCAUCGAACUGAUCGAGUCCCUCAACCAAAAACCACAGUCUGCCAGCGAUCAACCCCAACCCACAGAUACAUCCCACACCACCCACAGGAAGGCAGGCGGGACCGAAACCCCCUCAGCCAAUGGCGAGGCAGGCGGAGGAGAAAGCGCCAAGGGCUACACCUCGGAGCAGGUGGCAGCUGUGAAAAGGGUCAAACAGUGUAAAGAUUACUAUGAGAUCCUAGGGGUGAGCAGAAGUGCCUCGGACGAGGACCUGAAGAAGGCCUACCGCAAACUGGCCCUCAAGUUCCAUCCAGACAAGAACCAUGCGCCCGGUGCCACUGAAGCUUUCAAAGCCAUCGGCACGGCAUAUGCCGUACUCAGUAACCCAGAGAAACGGAAACAGUACGACCAGUUUGGUGACGACAAGAAUCAGGCCGCCCGACACGGCCACAGCCACGGGGACUUCCACCGAGGCUUUGAAGCUGAUAUCUCCCCCGAAGACCUCUUUAACAUGUUCUUUGGUGGUGGCUUUCCUUCCAGUAACGUCCAUGUCUACAGCAAUGGUCGAAUGCGAUACACCUACCAGCAGAGGCAGGACCGCAGGGAGAACCAGGGUGACGGCGGGCUAGGAGUAUUUGUCCAGCUGAUGCCCAUCCUCAUUCUUAUCCUUGUGUCAGCACUCAGCCAGCUCAUGGUGUCCAGCCCACCCUACAGUCUGAGCCCGAGACCGUCGGUGGGCCAUGUCCACAAGCGAGUCACUGACCACCUGAGCGUCGUGUACUAUGUGGCAGACACCUUCUCUGAGGAAUACACAGGAUCCAGCCUCAAAACAGUUGAACGGAAUGUGGAAGAUGACUAUAUCGCCAACCUCCGAAACAACUGCUGGAAAGAAAAGCAACAGAAGGAAGGCUUGCUGUACCGGGCCCGCUACUUUGGUGACACAGACAUGUACCACAGAGCACAGAAGAUGGGCACCCCGAGCUGCAGUCGGCUGUCAGAGACUAUGAAAUCCCUGGAGAAUUUUUGGUGACACACACUGAGCCAAGGUGAUGGACUGUAUAUUUAAGAAAAGACAUACACAGAAAAAAAAUUAAAAUGGACCUGGAGGCUGAACACUGCACAGCUGCCCUCUCUCAACCAGUGAAUGCAGAAAGCUCUUAAGAUGGACAGAAAGCCUGCUGCAGGGUUGCUUCCUCCCCUCCCAGGGCUGGCAAGAAGCUCCACAUCACUGGCUCCUAGGAUACAGAAACCAUGGCAACGAAAGUAGAAUGUAAAACUUGCAGCAAAUGUCUGUGGGGAAGGACUGGGGGAGGGGACACCCCACUGUCUCUCCUCCCCCUCCCAGGAGCCAGCACCAGUCACCUCACAGGAGAAGCCAGGCAGAGGCAUGAGCCAAGGAAUAGAGGAGAGAGAAUUCCAGAGAAUGUAACUUAGAAAUGCAUACGUAUGUAUAUAUAUCUAUUUAUAUGUAAAUAGACAUAUAUAAAGAUAUAUAUAUAUAAAGUCUUUUUUAACUGUG
Phodopus roborovskii (desert hamster) is the source of this 1731-nucleotide messenger RNA. RefSeq names its product DnaJ heat shock protein family (Hsp40) member B12 (gene Dnajb12). Gene Ontology annotation, cellular component: endoplasmic reticulum membrane. The record is from RefSeq and is a predicted model, not a curated record. Lineage: Eukaryota; Metazoa; Chordata; Mammalia; Rodentia; Cricetidae. Gene Ontology annotation, molecular function: Hsp70 protein binding. Gene Ontology annotation, biological process: cellular response to misfolded protein. The transcript has 9 exons. The coding region runs from base 106 to 1242 and encodes 378 amino acids.